AUGAAUCGCGUAAAACAAAUAAAUCAGAGUCGAACCGCGCUGAAGAUCCAAUUGACCACUAUCGAAAAUUUGAUCGCGGAAGAUAGAGUUAGUAAAGUCAAUUUAAGACUGCGGCUGAAGCGUGCUACGGACCUCUUUCACGCUUAUGAGGAGGCCCAUAAUGAGCUCGAAUUAUUGAAACCGGACGAAUACUCGAAUGAAUUAAUAGAAAUUCAAAAUCGAUAUUACGCGAUUGCAACGCAUUGCGAGGAGGAAGCGCCGGCGGCAACAUCGGCGGUAAACUUAAACGCGACUUCGAUUCCGGUCGACAAUAACACGCGUAGACUUAAGUUACCAGUCGCGGAGCUACCUAAAUUCGACGGCAGUCUGGAAAAAUGGUUAACAUUCAAAAACACUUUUAACACAAUGAUCGACGCACGCGAAGAUAUUACCGAUUUGCAAAAAUUUAUAUAUUUGAGAGAUUCGUUACAAGACGAGGCACUGAAGAAAAUCUCGAUUUUCAGCGUGAGCGAAAAAGGUUACCGGGACGCAUGGAAUUUGCUCGACAAAUCAUAUAACAAAAAACGAAUUUUGAGAGCGAGACAUCUCGAUGCCAUUCUCGCGUUGAUGCCGAGUGCGCGCAAGGACGACUCGCGUCGGCCGUCGGAUACGGCGUCAUCGAGCGAGACCACCGCUAAAGAAUUAAUGAAAUUAGUAGACGAUAUGCGACAACAUAUGAAUAUGCUCGAGUCAUUAGACGUAACUCUUGAUCCAUAUCUUCCGGUUCGCAUAAUGGAACGCGCAUUACCGUCCAGUAUUGUCACGGAAUGGGAAAGAACCCUCAAUUUCGAAGAUUCACCCAAAUUUGAUCAAAUAUGCGAGUUCAUAACGGGAGAAGCGUUUCGAAUGGCCGCGCGAGAAACGAGCCCAUCCUCAUCAAAUGUCGAACCGAACAAUAAAAGAUCGCAUUCCAAGAAAGAACCGGCUGCGGUUAAGAUACGCAAAAACGAUUCCGGCGCGCGCGCUUUUGUCACCAACGCGUCCACCAAAUGUCCGGCGUGCAAAAAGGACGAUCACCCGUUGUAUCGAUGUUCCGAAUUCACAAGGUUAUCAAUUCAGCUACCGAAAAUCGCCGACAACAUACCGAGCAGUACGUUUCCGCGCAAAGUAAUCCAUAUACCCACAAAUAUUAAAUUAGCCGACCCGCAGUUUCACCUACCACGACCAGUAGAUAUGAUAAUAGGAUCCGGGGCUACCUUAUCAUUAUUAUCAAUAGGGCAGAUUAAUCUGUCGCGCGACAAUGGUGAUUUAUUAUUACAAAAGACUCAACUCGGAUGGGUCGUCGUCGGUGGACUAACAUCGAACGACGGAAGAAUCGUAGCCUCAUGUCAGCUAACGAAAUUGCAUGAACAAAUCGCAAAAUUCUGGUUAAUCGAGGAUACGACAUCGGAGCGACCGAAAAUUUCAGACGCGUCGGAAUGUGAACAACAUUUCAUACAGAAUACGACACGCGACGAGUCCGGCAGAUACGUUGUGCGAUUACCAUUCCGUCAUAAAGAGUACGAUUUCGGAAAUUCACGCUCAAUCGCAUUGCGUCGCUUCCACGGGUUACAAAAACGACUAGAAGCCAAUCCGAUACUCAAGCAGGAAUAUACGCGAGUAUUAGACGAAUAUGUUAGUCUCGGACAUAUGUCUUUAAUUCCGAAUGACUCUGGAAACGGAUAUUACCUUCCCCACCACGCGGUCGUGAAAACGACGAGCGCCACGACGAAGGUGAGAGUAGUUUUCGACGCGUCAGCCAAAACGGAUAGGGGCGCAUCUCUAAAUAGCUUUUUAAUGGUCGGUCCUACAGUACAAGAUAAACUAUUUGAACAUUUGUCGCGGUUUCGUACGCAUCGAUACGUAAUAACAGCCGACAUUGAAAAAAUGUAUCGGCAAAUUUGGAUACAUCCGGACGAUCGACAAUAUCAGAAAAUUUUCUGGAUACACAACAACAAAAUUACCACCUUCCAACUCAACACGGUCACGUUCGGAAUAUCCUCCGCUCCAUUCCUCGCUAUCCGGUCAAUUCAACAACUCGCGAUCGAUGAAAGAGAGACAUUUCCAGUCGCCGCGGAAAUCUUACGCCGAGAUCUAUACGUAGACGAUCUGUUAACGGGGGCCAACGACUUAGAAAUGCUCAAACGAAUACGCGACGAAAUUAUAUCGAUAUUGAGGCGCGGCGGUUUCAAUAUACGUCAGUGGGCAUCGAACCACCCACAAGCGCUGGAAGGCUUGAACGAACGAACAAUAGACGUAGAAUUUCUUACGAAGGAAGAUCCGAUCCUAAAAACUCUCGGAAUUUCGUGGAACGCGCGCCGCGACGAAUUUUUAUACAACGUCAAGCACAUUAAACCUAUCUCGCGGGUGUCUAAGCGGCAUAUACUAUCGGAAAUCGCUAAAAUAUUCGAUCCGUUAGGGCUGCUCGGGCCCAUCAUUCUCGCGUCAAAAAUGUUAAUGCAGGAAUGUUGGAAGGCGCAAAUCUCGUGGGAUGAAUCUGUACCCACCGUUUUGCAUUCGUCAUGGCUGUCAUUUACAGAACAGCUAAAUAUGAUCGACGGACUAACUAUUCCGCGUCAAUUAAUAAUUAAUAAUCCCAAAAACGUGCAGGUACACGGUUUUUGCGACGCUAGCAAGAUAGGAUACGGCGCCUGCUUAUACGUACGGUCCUGCGACGAACAGGGCAACACCCUCGUGCGGUUAUGGUGCUCUAAGACACGCGUGGCCCCCCUUAAAGAAACAACAAUUCCGCGACUUGAAUUGUGCGGGGCCUUAACACUCGCAAGAUUGUUUAAGGAAGUGUCGAAUUCAUGGAAUUCGUGCCCGAACAAAAUUACUUUUUGGUGCGAUUCUAUGAUUGUACUUCAUUGGCUAAAGAAGGCCCCCGCGACACUUAAGGUAUUUGAAGCGAAUCGAGUGGGGGAAAUUCAAAAGAUAACAGACGGUCUCGAGUGGCGGCAUAUAAAAUCCGAACAUAAUCCGGCGGACGCGUUGUCGCGAAGUCAGUUCCCGCGGGAGUUCUUAAAAAAUGAAUCGUGGUUCGACGGCCCCGCGUGGCUAAGCCGGCCCGAAGAGAAUUGGCCAGAGUCAAUUGAAAUCCCCAUUAAAGAUCUGCCCGGGUUAAAAAAGGCCGUUUGUCUACUAUCCUCAAAACUCGAAACAAGAUACAUAUACGACGGAUUUUCCUCCUAUACGCGAUUAACUCGCGCCAUUGCGUAUUGCUUACGAAUGUUACCGUCAAACCGAAAUAAAGGCGCGCUUACGAUACAAGAGGUAUGCGAGGCGGAGGUCCGAAUACUAAAACUGAUACAGAAUGAACAAUUCGCGAAUGAGAUUACUAGAAUUUCAAAUUCACAAGACGUAAAGGGCUCAAAAUUAGCAUCGUUAAGUCCAAUACUAGAUCAAUCAGGUUUACUUCGCGUGGGUGGCAGGCUGCGAAAUGCCGCCAUUCCCAUUUCGCAAAAACACCCGAUAUUAUUACCGUCACAUCAUCACGUAACUGAUCUAAUUAUUAAAAACGUUCACGAAAAAAAUUAUCACGCCGGCAUCCAAACGACACUUUAUGCAGUACGUUAUCGCUUUUGGUUAUUAGACGGAAAGAAUCAGAUACGAAAGAUAGUGAGACAAUGCGUACGCUGCAUUAGAUUCCGCGCGUCACCUGUUGAGUAUAAAAUGGCCGACUUACCAAAAUCAAGAUUGAACGAAUCGAUCGCAUUUAAUCAUACGGGACUCGAUUUCUUCGGACCAAUGUUCGUAAAGGAGAAAAAGCAACGGAACAGAGGCCGAGUCAAAGUAUACGGAUGCGUUUUCAUUUGUAUGUCAUCAAAAGCCGUUCAUAUCGAGAUCGUUAGCGACCUGUCCACGGAAGCAUUUCUAGCGGCAUUAAAACGGUUCAUGGGACGUAGAGCCAUCCCAGCACACAUAUAUUCGGACAAUGGCACAAAUUUCAUAGGUGCUAAUAAUCAAUUACGCGAAUGGUACGCCCUAUAUGAAUCAGCCGAAUUUAAGACUCAAAUAAACGAAUUUGCGACUACAAACAAAAUUUCUUGGCACUUUAACCCUCCCCUCUCUCCCCAUUUCGGGGGCAUUUGGGAGGCUGCAGUCAAGUCAUUUAAGCAUCACUUCAAACGAGUGAUAGGAGACCGCUUAUUCACAUAUGAAGAACUCAAUACGCUAGCCAUUGAAAUCGAAGCCAUACUGAACUCACGGCCUUUGUGCCCUAUAUCUACCGACCCUAAUGACCCCCUGGCUUUAACGCCUGCACACCUUUUAGUGGGGCGACCGCUCACGAUGCUACCUGAAAAUAAUUACUUAUAUGUUCCAGAGAAUCGCCUUACUUCCUGGCGACUGAUAUCCAAGGCCCGACAAGACUUUUGGCGCAAAUGGCACGUCGAAUAUCUGACGGAAUUACAACGACGACAAAAAUGGACCAAGUCCAAUACCGAACUGAAACGUGACUCGAUUGUCAUAAUUAUCGACAAAAAUUUACCGUGCAUGCGGUGGCAGCUUGGGCGGAUUGUGGAGCUACAUCCUGGAGACGACGGGCUGGUCAGAGUAGCCAGCGUCAAGACUUCUCAAGGAAUCUUCAAGCGAAACACGAAAUUAUUGUGCCCUUUAACAACCGAUUCGUAG
Messenger RNA from Monomorium pharaonis (pharaoh ant), 4650 nucleotides. RefSeq lists its product as uncharacterized. NCBI's taxonomy places the organism in Eukaryota, Metazoa, Arthropoda, Insecta, Hymenoptera, Formicidae. Gene Ontology annotation, biological process: DNA integration. The record is from RefSeq and is a predicted model, not a curated record. Gene Ontology annotation, molecular function: nucleic acid binding. The transcript has 2 exons. Bases 1 to 4650 code for a protein of 1549 amino acids.